CACAUCACCACCGCUGGAGGUGAAGGCCAGGACUCGGGGACGCGCAUCCAGCUGCCUGUGUGGUCUCUUCGCGCGGUCACGGCCACUUAAACAAUCCUCUGAUUGCUGCAGGGGACACGCACGAGCUCCACUGGGAAAUAACCCCAUCUGCAACAACAAUCCACCUGCUGGUCACUGAGCGGAGCUUCCUGGUGCAGGAUGGCGGAUGGAGAGAUGUUCGCACUGCAGCAGCAGACUGCGGGCUGCGGCCUGCUGCUGCCGGACUACCGCCGGCUGACGCGGCUCUACUGCAUGAAUGGCGGACACCACCUCCAGAUCCUCCCCGAUGGGACGGUGCAGGGCCAGAGGGACGACGGGGACGCUCACAUUGUUUUGAAGCUCAAAGCUGUGAACAUCGGCGUUGUGGUCAUCCAGGGAACAGAAGCAGGACGAUAUCUGGCCAUGAAUGAUGAAGGGCGUUUGUACGGCUCACCCACAGUAACGGAUGAAUGCUACUUCCUGGAGAAACUGGAGGAGAAUCACUACAACACAUAUCAGCCGCAGAAAUAUCAGGACCAGAACUGGUACGUAGGUCUGAAAAAGAAUGGAAAACCUAAACUGGGUCCAAGGACCCACAUUGGACAGAAGGCCAUCUUCUUUAUCCCCAGACAGCUGGAAUGAAGACCAACAAAGUUAUACCUCGACCGAAGGGGACUGGACGCUGCUCAUGGAUGACUUUGUGAACAUACAUCAGUCAAAAUAAUGAACGAGACCAGAAGUGGAAUGAAAAUGAGGUGAAGGCUUGAAACUUAGUCAUGGCAACAACAGGAGGUGAAGCCGCAGCCUGUUUAGCUCUGAUGUGUGACCAGCUGCUGUUCAGCCCCCACACUGAUCUGUGUCUUAAUAAAAACGCAUCAGAGCUAAAACACAGCAGCCUUCAUCUUCCACUAGUACAGCAUCCCAUUUUAUUUUGCAGCAGGUCUUCAGAUCGCACAGAAUCAACAGAGCAACCGCACAGAAAAAUCGCUGUAAAUGUCGUCCAAUAUAUGCUACAGAGCCAGCUGUAUUGGGUAAUUCAGAAACUGUGUCGUCACAUCAUUUGUCCAGCAGAGCGGUGUGACGCAAAUCUGACACAACCAGGCUUUCUUUCUUUCUUUGCUUAGCCGGCUUUACAAAACCUUAAACCCAUCAGAGAUAGUCGAUAUCACAAUGGUGGUUAUAAACUUUCUUUGAUACCUGGGUUUUCUUCACCAGUCCGUAUAAAAACGCAUUGUUUGACUCUUCUUGUGCAUAAAAUAGACCAAUGGUAUCUUCAGUCAAGAGGAAAAGAUGUUACAACGGAAAGCAACAAGGAAAUGAAAAUAAAAAUGACUGCAAAUGAGAGGUAGAAAACUGUUCAUAAUCUAAGAUAUUUAUUUCACCACUCAGUUUGCUCUUAAUGCCUGCUGCUUGUUUCUGAAGUAACAGCUACACAUUCAGGCUGUUAAACUUCAUACAUUUAAAUGUGAUACUCAAGACGGAUAUCGCUUUAGUUUAUAGCCGAAUCAAAGUCCAAUUAAUGUUACAGGUUGAAUGCUUUUUGUGAUAAUAGAAUAUAGAAAAUAGAAUAGUCAGUUUGAACUGGGAAGGAAAUCAGCACCAAACAUAACAAGAAUGUCCUUCCAUUUUCUUCACGAUCAGUGGGAUGCUAAUAAUAAUAAUGUAUACAUGUACACUGACAGUCAAUAGAAACUUUGAGACCAUAUUUUUCAACAUAAUUUUUAUUUUGAAGCCCGAAACUGGAUUUUCUUCAUAUGAAUCAUUUGUUUAGCAUAUUGGCAUACAGAAACAAAAAUCUAAAGUUUCAAGAAUGAUUUCAAAAUAAAAGAAUUUCACAAAAGAAAACGGCACCUUCCAAACACAAAGUCACAACAGUCAAUACCGAGUAUGGCCUCCAUUUGCUUCGAUGCAGGCAGCAAUCCGUGGGCGCAUGCUUUGGACCAGGCUUCUGAUUGUGGGUUGGGAACAGCCCAUACGCCUGGCUACAUCACUGUAGCUCAAACCGGCCUCCACCAUACCCAGUGCCCGGAGACGUUGUUCAUGUGAUAGACGCGGCAUGAUGCUGUUCACUGGACUAACAAUGGUGGCCUUUUUUGGGCCUUUAUAUAGGCCUUCAAAACCCAUUCUCAAAUUGUGCAGAUACUGAGUAUUGCUUGGUGUGUAUUUGGUUCACUUUUGCAAAGUGUCCAACCCAUGUGCAAUGAAUCAUGACAAAAUGACAACUCAUCAUUAUCUCAACUACCAGGGCACUAGAUCAUCAGUAAAUCCACAAUGAAUAAUUACAACCCCCCUACAAGUAGAAUUCUGCGUACAUUUCUACCUCAAAGUUUCUAUUGACUGUCAGUAUAGAUUCCCAUGGCGACACACAGUUUGUCUGAUGUACCUGCACAGCUUCCUUCAGUGGUAUUGCUAACUUACAGUGCCACAAGCUUACAGAUAAAACUUUCGCUUUGCUAAGAGUCCAUCUCUUGUGGAGAAUUGUCAGAAAACAAAUUGGUAAGAGGUCGGUGCUUCCUACAGUCAAUUUAAGUCUGAACUGUUCAGGAUCAGUUACCAUGGUGAUCUAGCAGGCUAAACAAAAGCCACCUUUAUGAUUAAAAAUCCUGGUUAUAGGCUCAAAAAAACCACACUAACUUAUUAAUUGUGCUUUGUAUUGCACUACUCUGCUCUUAUUUCAUUGUUAUACAUGUAGCAGAGCUUAGCAGACAUUGGUGUGGAGUCAAGCUGUGUCUUCGUGGUGAGUUAUCGACAAGUUCAUCAAAUAUGCUGCUUGAAAGUUAAUAAACAAAGCCCGUCAUUUUUCCUUCUCAAUGUAACUCUAAAAUCUUCAUCAGCCCCAAAUAUUAAGCUCUGUGGGGCUCCAGUUUUAAUAGGGAGUGUUAAUUUUACUCAUUUAAUCUGAAUUUGUUGUUCACAGGGAAUUCAAAAUAAUAUUUUUUUAAUGCCACUGAAUUGUUUUUUUUUAAGUUAUCCAAAGUGUACAUUCCUUUAAAAACUGCAAAUUAAAGGCAAGUUAGAGGUAUAAAGAAGUAACUUGUUGCUUAUGUGGUUAUGGAUCCAGAAACAGUUGCUUAUCAAAGUCAUUUGAAUGAAAAAUAACACAUUUAACUCCCUGAAUAUCUUGCUGGCUUGAUGAAGGUCAUGUGCUGCGAGUCUCAUUUAAUGAAAAAUUUUUGUAAUCUAUGUUUUCCGCUUACGAUAUAAUGCCUCAACAGAUUAGAAAUGUAUGCACCGACCUCUUCAAAAUGCUGCUGUCAGAGUGCAAAGUUUUAACAAAUACGAUUGUUUCCAACAGUUACACCUUGUUGCCACAAGGGGCCGCCUUUGUGCAAAACGAAGCUACAAAAGCAUUUUUCUGCUGCAGACUCGUGCAUUGCAUUUUAAUGUCUAUAACCCCCUGUGUCAGUAUAUUCCUAAUCUGCAAACUGUACUCUUUAUAACCAUUACUGAUUGUGAGUAGCUGAAUGUAGUACUUGUGAUGCGGCCUGUCUUAACAGCAUAAUGUAAAUAUCAGCAGCACUAGUCAACAAUCCAGACGACCCAAAAGACGCAUUGAAAGUGACAUUUAUUGAACACUAAACAUUUUCUGUACAAUUUCAUAACAACAAAACCCCAAAAGGCUGCAGCUCUACAUCACAUAGAAAUAAGCAUAAUUGGUCUGUAAUCAAAGCCAUGGCGGAAAUAUGAAGUUAACUGAUGAUUCAAUUUGCUAUUAAUAUGAAACAAACAUCCUGCUCCACUUUGUUGUUUUAUGUGUCUGUGACUGAAUAUAAUGAUGGAACAUCCUCUGGGUUUUACUGGUUAUGUUUCUAAAAGUGCACCUGCAUACAACAAUCUUUGAUAGAACUGAUACCAGCAAGAUAGCUAACGUCUUACACAGGAUGAAGAAUUUCUUACAAAAAAAAAAAACACUUUCCAGAUUAAUUAAAUCUUAAGGCAAAAA
Molecule: messenger RNA, 3961 nt
Organism: Acanthochromis polyacanthus (spiny chromis)
Lineage: Eukaryota; Metazoa; Chordata; Actinopteri; Pomacentridae
Gene: fgf1a
Product: fibroblast growth factor 1a
Exons: 3
Coding region: 199-660 (153 amino acids)
Biological process (GO): positive regulation of protein phosphorylation; positive regulation of gene expression; fibroblast growth factor receptor signaling pathway
Cellular component (GO): cytoplasm
Molecular function (GO): fibroblast growth factor receptor binding; growth factor activity
Source: RefSeq, a predicted model, not a curated record